Messenger RNA from Polychytrium aggregatum, 2121 nucleotides. RefSeq lists its product as uncharacterized. NCBI's taxonomy places the organism in Eukaryota, Fungi, Chytridiomycota, Chytridiomycetes, Polychytriales. The transcript has a single exon. The coding region runs from base 175 to 1716 and encodes 513 amino acids. The record is from RefSeq and is a predicted model, not a curated record.
CCGCCAGCGAUCGCCCUUUGCGUCGGCCGUCUCUGCCUUUGCGCUCCCUCGUCGCAUCGCUUUCUCGCACCUCUUGUUCGCCGAGCCUAUUCGCGCCUUCCGCUGCACCUGCGUUGCCUCAUUGCUUCCCCACACCUUUCCGACCACCGGCCUCCAACACAGAUCGAUAACACAAUGCUCAAGAAAAAGCACAACUUUUCCAGCAGCGAGGCUGCCUCGGCUUCCCAGCCCUCCACUACCUCCAGCACCGCUGCCGAGUCUCCGGCGGCUGCCACCCCAACCCAUGAGGGGCCCACCAAGAGACGCUUCUCGAUGCUCACGCUCACUCGCAAGUCCUCCUCUCCCCAGCUCGGCUCGCCUCAACCCGCUUCGCCUCAGUCCAAGGGCACUCUUGGCAGAAAGCUCUCGUCCAUCUUCCGGCUCAAGCCUGCCGAUGGCACCUCCAAGGCCGAGGCAUCCAGCCCAACCCAGUCCGAGGGCCGCCAGGGUGCCGACGCUGCCGCUGCUUCGCCGGACUCGCUCAGACAGGCCCUCAAGGAGAGACUUGUCGACCGUCUGCGCAAGGUCAAGAGUACCCUCGAGCUCCGGGCCAACGCCGAGGUCCACAGGAGCGAGCAGUCGCCCGUCUCGUCAAAGUUCACUCUCUCCCGCAGUGGCUCGCUGAACAAGACCACGUCCGACAUGCACGCCGGUGCCGGCGAGGCCAGUAUUACUCGCAAGCCGUCCUGGGUCGCCUCGAUGAAGCGUUUUGGCGUCAAGUCCCGCCCUUCGCUGCCCCAGGUUCUCGGCACGGAUGCGGAUCAGGUUCAGGUCAUCGUUGACUCUGACCUGACUUCCCAGCCCGCUGCAACGGCUGCUGUCGGAUCGCCUGCUACUGAAGCAGAGAGCCCUUCGGGUGUCCAGGAGGUCGCUGCUCAGGACGAUGCUGCUCGGGAUGAGGCCAUCGUCAUCCACGACAGAACCGAGCCACCCGCUGCCGCUCCUGUGGAAACUCAGGUCGCCAAGGCCUCCAACGACGAGCCCAAGCCCACCACCGUCAAGCUGCCGGCCAUCGACCUUGAUGUGAUUACGCCUUACCACGAGUGCUUUGCCGACGACAUUGAAUACGGCCCCCUUUUCUUCACCCGGGCUGUCGGCUCUGCUCCUGCCGGCCAGGUCUUUGCCUCGUCUUUCGAUGUGUACGUUCCGGUCCCUGAAAUUGUUGGGGACAGUAGUGCUGUCGAGGACACCGUUGAUGUCGAAGCCACCGUUGAUGUCGAAGCCGAGAAGGUCGAGAAGGCCGAGCCUGCCCCAGUUGCCGAAGUGGUCAGCGUACCUACCGAGCCCGUUGUCGAAUCUGCUGUCGAACCCGCUGUUGUCGAACCUGCUGUUGAACCUGUUGCUGUCUCUGCCGAGCCUGCUGCCGAGCCUGCCGCCGAGCCUGCCGCAGAGACAGCUACCACUCAGGUCCCCAUCACUGAUGAGACUCCGGUGCCCGAGUCUGCUGCUGAAGCCAGCACGAUCGAGUCUGCUCACCAGAGCGGCUCAGACGACGGUGCCUCCGAGUCCGCCGCCAGCACAACCCAAGGCGAUUUGAAGAUCUCGACCGCACCUCACGAGAUACACGCCUCGAGCAUCCCAGUGCCCUCGUCUCCUUCCAAAAAGACCCUCAAGAAAAAGGCCCAAAAAUUGAGAAAGAAGCUCAACGCCAUGAAUGCGCCUGAUGCUUCCAACUGAGCGCGUCCGCCAAAGUGCAUUGCCGCUUUCGUUUUAUUUUAUAUUUUGUGCUCUUUUCCGUCUCACCUCUUUCGCCGUGCAUCGGCGCUUCUCUUUUGCCCAGUUCUGAUUUUUUAUCUCAUGCACGGCUGGAACAACUUCCGUAGCACACCACCUUUCAAAUGACGGGCGGUACUGACGCCGCAGGAGCGAUCCGGCCAUAGAUGCGCGUCCUGCCAAGUGCAGUCUUCUCGAUAUUCUAAUUAUUAUAAUGGGGUUACCCGAUGGCGGCCGGUGGCUCUUUCGCUCGCCCCCCCCCUCCAUGCGGUAUUUUGAUGACUUUCGGCCCUUGCGGUCAGAUACAGUGUAUUUGUGACGACGCCGGAGCAGCCGAAAUACAGCGUUCACAAAACUACACACCAUCUA